CCCCCCACCGCUACUUCUACGUGGCUGGCGAAGAAAAAGGAGUCAAGCAAGCCAACAGUGGACGCCGCAGCCUCUCUAUUUAACGCCGUCCGCGUCACCACCACCUUCCCACUGGUCGUCAGAGCAACGAGGAGAAGAUUCACCUGAAUCUUUCCUUUGGUUUGCACCCCAUCUCUCCCCUCUUUAAUGCCUUCUUCAAAUGCCUUGCAUGCCUGUUAUUCCCUAAUGAUUUGGCCGCCACGCAGCAGCAGCAGCGGUGGAGAGUUGGUGCGUGGUGUCGGAAUGCAGCCUGUUGCGACCGGUGAGAUGGUGCAUGAGACGAGGACGGCGGGGGAGACGCGAGCCGUGCGGAGCCACAGCGAGGCGGAGCGGCGGCGGAGGCAGCGGAUCAACGGCCACCUCGCCACCCUCAGGAGCCUGCUCCCCGCGGCCACCAGGUUGGAUAAGGCGGCGCUGCUGGGGGAGGUGGUGAGGCAGGUGCGGGAGCUGAGGGUGAGGGUGGAGGAGGUGGCGGUGAUGGUGCCCGGGGAGGGGGACGAGGUCGGGGUGGAGGAGGAGGAGGAGGAGGGGGGAGGAGGAGGAGGCAGGGGGAGGGUGGUCCGGGCGUGGGUGUGCUGCGCGGACCGGCCCGGUCUAAUGGGGGAACUGAGCCGGGCGGUCCGCUCGGUCCGGGCGAGGGCGGUCCGGGCGGAGAUGGUCACGGUAGGCGGGCGGACGCGGAGCCUACUGGAGUUAGAGGUCAGCGAGGCGGCGGAGAGAGGGGAGGGCCGGUCAGCGCUGCAGGCGGCGCUCUGGGCGGUGCUGCUCACGAACCGGACCGCUCCGGCGGAGAACUACAGUAAGCGGGCUCGCACCUCGACCCGGUUUAGCAAGACAUAGUUUCCAUAUAUUACGAAAAUGUCCUUCACGUCUCCCUCCUGCUUCCCGUAAACACAGUACAAUCUGUCGCUUUAUGUUCGCUUCUUCCUCUUUUUCUGUUAUUGUCAAUCCCAAUGUUAUUGUCACAUUAAAACAGGACAACAUCUGAGAACACUCUAAACACUUCACCAGUAUCAAACA
Messenger RNA from Musa acuminata subsp. malaccensis (wild Malaysian banana), 1059 nucleotides. RefSeq names its product transcription factor bHLH30-like. The record is from RefSeq and is a predicted model, not a curated record. Gene Ontology annotation, biological process: regulation of DNA-templated transcription. Gene Ontology annotation, molecular function: DNA-binding transcription factor activity; protein dimerization activity. Lineage: Eukaryota; Viridiplantae; Streptophyta; Magnoliopsida; Zingiberales; Musaceae.